AUGGAGUACUGGGAAGACGUUCUAAACCCUGGGAUUGAAGACCGCCUAUACGAGAGCCUGCGGCAAGAGAUCUCAGACAUCCAGGACCGCCUGACGAAGAGCGACUUUGCUAUCCUGAGGGCGUACACGUACAAGCUUAAGCACAAUCUCACCGAAAGCGCGCUAGAGGACUUACCGUACGUUCUCCAGUCUUCCGAACUCCCCACCCUCCACAAGAUCAGAGCACGUAUCGCUUUCCUAUCUGGCAUCACCCCACAUCGAUAUGAUUGCUGCCUCGACUCCUGUAUGGCGUUCGUUGGUCCGUCCGGAGAAGAAGUGAAGUGUCUGUACUGCGGUUUGAGCCGAUAUGACGAAGACAAAAGGCCCCGGAAGCAAUGGACAUACCUGGCACUUGAGCCGCGCCUCGCGGCCCUCUAUCGACACCGACCUACUGCUGUGAAGAUGCUGUACCGAGGUGACUACCAGUCGAAGCAGGGUGUCAUCGCAGACUUGUUCGACAGCAAGCACUACAGGACUUUGAAGAACCACAACGUCUUCGUCCAUGGCAAGGAUUCGGGGCGCAAGUUCUUCAGUGAUCGUCGAGACAUCGCCCUCGGGAUCUCAACAGAUGGGUUUGCUCCUUGGCGUAGAAGAAAGAAGACU
This is a messenger RNA of Epithele typhae, 642 nucleotides long. RefSeq lists its product as uncharacterized. The transcript has a single exon. The record is from RefSeq and is a predicted model, not a curated record. The annotation marks the transcript as partial. NCBI's taxonomy places the organism in Eukaryota, Fungi, Basidiomycota, Agaricomycetes, Polyporales, Epitheliaceae.